Molecule: messenger RNA, 2295 nt
Organism: Jaculus jaculus (lesser Egyptian jerboa)
Lineage: Eukaryota; Metazoa; Chordata; Mammalia; Rodentia; Dipodidae
Gene: Mapk11
Product: mitogen-activated protein kinase 11
Exons: 12
Coding region: 23-1117 (364 amino acids)
Biological process (GO): intracellular signal transduction; protein phosphorylation
Cellular component (GO): cytoplasm; nucleus
Molecular function (GO): MAP kinase activity; ATP binding
Source: RefSeq, a predicted model, not a curated record
GGCGCGGGCUGCCGCUGCGGACAUGUCGGGUCCGCGCGCAGGCUUCUACCGCCAGGAGCUCAACAAGACCAUUUGGGAAGUGCCGCAGCGGCUUCAGGGCCUGCGCCCGGUGGGCUCCGGCGCCUACGGCUCGGUCUGCUCGGCCUACGACGCGCGGCUGUGCCAGAAGGUGGCGGUGAAGAAGCUGUCGCGUCCCUUCCAGUCGUUGAUUCACGCGCGAAGGACUUACCGCGAGCUGCGGCUGCUCAAGCACCUGAAGCACGAGAACGUUAUAGGGCUUCUGGACGUCUUCACGCCGGCCACAUCCAUCGAGGAUUUCAGCGAAGUGUACCUGGUGACCACCUUGAUGGGCGCCGACCUGAACAACAUCGUCAAAUGCCAGGCGCUGAGCGAUGAGCACGUACAGUUCCUCGUUUACCAGCUGCUGCGUGGGCUGAAGUACAUCCAUUCUGCCGGGAUCAUCCACCGGGACCUGAAGCCCAGCAACGUGGCCGUAAAUGAGGACUGCGAGCUUAGGAUCCUGGACUUUGGGCUGGCACGCCAGGCGGACGAGGAGAUGACAGGAUACGUGGCCACGCGCUGGUACCGGGCGCCAGAAAUCAUGCUGAAUUGGAUGCAUUAUAACCAGACAGUGGACAUCUGGUCUGUGGGCUGCAUCAUGGCUGAGCUGCUCCAGGGAAAGGCCCUCUUCCCAGGAAAUGACUACAUUGACCAGCUGAAGCGGAUCAUGGAGGUGGUGGGCACUCCCAGCCCUGAGGUUCUGGCAAAGAUAUCAUCAGAGCACGCUCGGACAUAUAUCAAGUCUCUGCCCCCCAUGCCCCAGAAGGACCUCAGCAGCAUCUUCCAUGGAGCCAACCCCCUGGCUGUAGACCUCCUUGGAAGGAUGCUGGUGCUGGACAGUGACCAGAGGGUCAGUGCAGCUGAGGCCUUGGCCCAUGCAUACUUCAGCCAAUACCACGACCCUGAUGACGAGCCAGAGGCUGAGCCCUAUGAUGAAAGUGUUGAGGCCAAGGAGCGCACGGUGGAGGAGUGGAAGGAGCUUACUUACCAGGAAGUCCUCAGCUUCAAGCCCCUGGAUCCAUCACAGUCACCUGGCAACCAUGAGAUUGAGCAAUGAGACAUUGCCUGUAGGGGCCUGAGCCUGACACCUUUCCUCAGACUGUCAGUUUUCCUUGAGAGAGGCCUCUCAGGCAGCCUGGGAUCCUUUGCCUUGAGGAGAAUCUACAUAUGACUUCAUGAGUAUGUACACGUGUGCCUUCCACGUGUUGGAGUAUGAACAGAAGUUUCCCUGGACUUCCCUUGGUCCUCCUAGGUUUUCCUUGAAAUCUCACUGUGUAGGACCUGGAUGCCCAGGGGAAUAUGUCUAUCCAGAUCUCUUCCAUAGAAGACUAUCAGGUGGGAAGAGGACAAAUGAGUCAGGGCCCCUGGAGACUCUGAGGAUGGGACUAAAUAGUUAUAGCUUCUCAGCCUGGAAGUGUGGAGCUGCUCUGGGAAUUGCUGAGGCCCAUAAGUCUGAGAACUAAGAGCCAGUGCCCACCUGAUUGGGUAAGGAUCCUCUGGUGAUGGCAGGUUGAUGAUCAUCACCAGAUGUCUACUCAGAACAGUUACCUGAAGUUUUGUGUUUGUCUCUGGUGUGUAGGAACUUGGAUAUGAGUGUGCAUACCUGGUGUUCAAACACAGGGCAUGUGCUGAUGAUCUUUGGGCAUCCAAUGGCCAGUAGCUGUGUCUGAAAGGGCACCUAAGUUGGAAUAUUCUCUUGCCUCUCCCCCUGCAGUUCAUGAUGCCCAAUCUGUCCAGGGGUUGUGUGGGGGGGUGACAAGUACAUCAAUUUGAGAAAAAGCCAUGGCUUUUCCCCCACUUGGGUACAGUAGGUACAGCAGGCUCUUCAGGUAAAAAAAAGAAGACAAUGCCAGCUGGAGAACUGAUAUAGCAGGGAGUCUAGCCUUGAGGACGGUAGUCAGGCAGCACCUAUGGAUGUGGUCUUGAACAUUAUUGUCCCUGGACCUUGGCCCAGAGCUGAAAAAAGCCUCUGCCCAUACUCUACCUCUGCUCACCAUGUGGCUCUGCAGCUGAUGAGGAGGUACUCUGAUUUGUGGAUUAUCCCUCAUCUCCCCUUCUCUCUGAAAGAAACUGAAAAAGUAAUUUCUGGAACAAGACCCUGCUUGGAGAUAUGUUGGACAUGAAGCUCCUACCUGAAGAGGCAGUGACCUCUUGCUACCAGGGAUCCAGAGAGGUCUGAAUGUCAAGUGCCUGUACCAGGGGUGCACAAUAAAGGGGAUUCCCUCUUGCUCUUUA